AUGCUGGAGACAGCAGGACGACUGGAAUUUCGCGGGUCCGGGCUGGCCUCAGGGUGGAAGGCAUUUGGUGAAUUGCUCGACAAUGCACAAAGUGAGGAGGCUCCAGGGGGCACCUGCAGGCGAGACUGGGAUUUCUCGACAGCUACUGACACCUCAAGCAAUGACCCGCUGUGUCCCCUAAAACUUCCUUCAAGAAAUGCAGUACAGAGACACCGUGGUCGACCAGAGACACUGGAUGGAUCCACUUUUAUUCCUGCCGCAAAUGAAGAACGAGUGGCCGAAUUCCGGGCAGAGAUAUUGGACGGGGUGCGGCACCUGUUGCACGACGAAGCUGAGCUCGAGUGCCUCGUGCAGCUUUGCAUGAAGUUGAAUGAGAAAAACACGGCUCUUUUGGAGCGGGCCAUACACCGCAGAGGCGUUCCUGAAUGCAUGGAACUUCUGGAGGAAGCCUUGGAGCUGGAAGCCCGCGGAGGCAUGAUGACCGCUGAGGGCCGCCGUCGUACACCUGGAGGAGUUUUUUUGCGUCUUUUACAGGACAGGGUACCCAGGGAAGACAAACGCUUUAUUUGGGAUGAACAGAACAGGGAACAGAGGCGGCUCAAACGCCAGCGCAUCCGCAGUCUCAGAGGCACUGGAACUCCUCCUUGCGGAACUACAUCUGCGCAUCAGGAUGCAACAAAGCGUUCCGCCACUGCCUGCGCCUCCUUGCAACCAUCACCAGCCACACAGCCUGACAGCCAAGAGCGGGAACCUGGGGAAGUCGAAGAUGCCGAGGCCGAAGCCCCCGACGGGUCGUGGAAAUGA
This is a messenger RNA of Cyclospora cayetanensis, 804 nucleotides long. RefSeq names its product phosphorylated adapter RNA export protein. NCBI's taxonomy places the organism in Eukaryota, Apicomplexa, Conoidasida, Eucoccidiorida, Eimeriidae. Gene Ontology annotation, biological process: snRNA export from nucleus. The record is from RefSeq and is a predicted model, not a curated record. The coding region runs from base 1 to 804 and encodes 267 amino acids. The transcript has 5 exons.